GCAAAGGAUUGUUCAAAAGUAUGUCUUUUAAAUUUAGCUGGCCAGAAUUUACCACAGAAUUCGUGGAGCAAGCUAAACAGCUUUUAACGACAGCUCUGAACAAGAGCAGUAAGCCAGUGAACAUAGUGGAUCCUAUAGUCGUCAAAGACUUGAACAUGGGAACAAAGCCGCCUGAGUUAGAGAUUAUGGAAAUUUGUGAGCUGGCAGUUGAUAAAUUUAGAGGAAUAUUUAAAUUGAUAUACAGCGGUGACGCUCAUUUAACUUUACAGACCAAAGUGCAGGCGAAUCCGAUGAACAGCAAUAAAUCUGAUGUGAGUGUGUACACUAGAAGAGGAAUUCUUGCAGCGGACCAACCACUCGUUGUACCUAUGCUUCUAAGAUUAAGCAACUUGAAAUUGCGAGGUAUUAUCGUUUUGGUAGUUAGCAAGCAAAAGGGGAUCACAUUAGUUUUCAAAAAUGAUCCAUUGGAAAAGGUCGAUGUAACCUCAACUUUUGACAGCAUUUCAAGCAUACAAAGAUUUUUGCAGUCAGAAAUCGAAAAAAGACUGAGAACAAUGUUUCAGGAAGAUUUACCAUCUAUUGUUCAUCAAUUAUCAUUGCAAAAAUGGCUCAGCGGCACUAAGAAAAAAGAACCCCCCAAAGGAUCAUCAGAAAGAAUGCCUAUUACGGAUCACCGACCAUUAAAUAUUCUGCCAGAAAAUACACCUUAUGAUACCAUGUCUAUGCCAGAUAUUCGAUAUCGCACACCAAUAUCAACACCGAAUUCGGAAUUAUCAAGCAUUUCACCAGAAUCAUCGUUUUAUGCAGAAGAGGGAUCUAGCGUAUCUAGCAUAGGAGACGUUGACUCUUUAGAUGGCUAUUCUGGGUACUCAUCAUAUUCUAAUUUUGGGGAUUUGUUUGAACGCAAGAAAGAAGAAGGCUUGAAAGCAAUAUCUCGGCCUAACAAAGAACAUCAUUUAGAUG
Molecule: messenger RNA, 963 nt
Organism: Dentiscutata erythropus
Lineage: Eukaryota; Fungi; Glomeromycota; Glomeromycetes; Diversisporales; Gigasporaceae
Source: the annotation of a GenBank genome assembly